Molecule: messenger RNA, 289 nt
Organism: Funneliformis caledonium
Lineage: Eukaryota; Fungi; Glomeromycota; Glomeromycetes; Glomerales; Glomeraceae
Source: the annotation of a GenBank genome assembly
UGGUAAUGGCAUUGAUGAAUCAUUUCGUAAAGGACAUCUUCGCCAAUCAGGUACAUUUCUGGAUCUAAUACCUUUAACAAAGCAGUGGAGGUAUAUUACUUUCCUGAGGACAUUGUUUGAAUUAUCAUUUUCUUCAGCACUUGAACGAGAGGCUGAUCGUUAUCAUUUUCAUUCAUUUCUUAGCUUCUUUUUUUCUGUCUCAUUAUCACUGUCUAAAAUAAUUAGAUUAUCCAAAUUAUCCCAGGAUUUAGAAGAACUCGCAAUACCAUAUUCUUCAGAUAUUUUGUGA